AUGUCGACGAAAGAUGGCUCACAAAAAAAUAAAUCGGAAUCGGAGUGGAGAGCAAUCCUAGAUCCAGUUCAAUUUGCUGUGCUACGAGAGAAGGCUACAGAAAAGCCAGGACUAGGGAAAUACAACAAUUUCUUUGAGAGUGGAAUUUAUCGUUGUGUGGGCUGUGGACAACCAUUAUACAAGUCAAAAGCAAAAUUUCAAUCCGGAUGUGGCUGGCCAGCCUUUUAUGAAGGGAUUCCAGGAGCUAUAAGCACACAUACGGAUAAAAGCCAUGGAAUGGAAAGAACAGAGAUCACAUGUAGUUCAUGCGGCGGCCACUUGGGCCAUAUUUUUAAAGGAGAAGGCUUCCAAACACCUACCAAUGAAAGACAUUGUGUGAAUUCAGUGUGUCUAAAGUUCACUCCAGCAGAGGGUAAGGAGUAA
Messenger RNA from Brettanomyces bruxellensis, 423 nucleotides. It is a transcript of the gene MSRB5, whose product is annotated as Peptide methionine sulfoxide reductase B5. The record is from RefSeq and is a predicted model, not a curated record. Gene Ontology annotation, molecular function: peptide-methionine (R)-S-oxide reductase activity. The transcript has a single exon. The coding region runs from base 1 to 423 and encodes 140 amino acids. Gene Ontology annotation, biological process: response to oxidative stress; protein repair. NCBI's taxonomy places the organism in Eukaryota, Fungi, Ascomycota, Pichiomycetes, Pichiales, Pichiaceae.